UUACGUCAUACACUUACUUUAUUACAUAACCGACAGAUGGCGAGGUAUGCUUGGUGUUUGGUUUUAUGGUUUUGGAGUCGUUUGAAAUUUACUGGAAAGAAAAGGACUAAUAAUCGCGGACAUGGGUAGAACAAAAUCGGUCACGCGAAGCCAAAAAUUCGGCAAAUUAACUAAAGGAAUAACUCAUAAAAUCCACAAACCGAAAAACAUAUCACGCGAAUUAUUUCCAAAUACUCCCGGUACUUCCCAAGAACUCGAAGAACCUUCGCUUUGCAACACACCUAACGAUAACCAGCAAAAUAUAACCCUAGAAAUUCAUCAUGAAGAUGUUAAAAAGGUUAUUGUUGAGUACAUUCCUUUCGCUGGCCAAUCACCAGCAGAAACUAUUCCAAAUAACGCGAAUCCUGCAUUAAAUACAAUCAUACAGGAUGGCCCUUCUAAGGAGAACAAACCACCAUUUCCCAUUUUUACAUCAGGACACAAACCCAAACACGAACCGGUAAAAACUAACACACAAAAACGCUUAAUAAAAGUAAAAAAAUUCAUCAAACCGGCGCGCAAUCAAGCACUCCUGGAUUUCGGGCAAAAAAAAUUCGGGAUCGUCCAGUGCCCCCGGUGCGAGUACGUUUACGACCAAGGGGAUCCCCAAGACGAAAUGAAACACGAGGACCACCACACCGGCAAACGCCUGCUAAAAUUCGCAGGAUGGAGACAGGAGCGAGUCAUCGCGGAAGGCGAGGGCGAAAGAAUCAUAAAGAUCCUGCCGCAAGAUUCGGGAAUAUGGAGGAGAAAAGUCGUUGAUUUAAUGGAGUUUAUUCAAAGAGAGUUGGGCUGGCAUUACAUCGAAUUUUCGUUGGAAAAAUGCCAGGUUUUUUUAUACAUCAGAAAAAAGAGAAUAAUAGGGUGUCUCGUCGCGACGGAAAUGCCUCACGGGUAUAAAUUAGUAUCGGGUACUUCUGAUUCGUACGCGAACGUUCCGUGUCCCAUAAAGUGUGGUAUUCCCCGUAUAUGGGUGGCUGAAUCCUGCAGAGGAACGGGCGUGGGUACGCAGAUGAUGGACGUGUUGAAAUCGCAUUUUUUACCGGAUGUUUCGCUCGAAAACUCCGAUAUCGCCUUCGCCAUUCCCAACGAAGAUUGCAAGGAAUUCGCCAAAAAAUAUUUCCGAAACGAUAAUUUUUUGGUAUAUUUUUAGAUAGUUUUUUAUGUAUCUAUUAGUUAUACGGUUUUAUUUAUUUAUUUAUUGUUUACUAACUAUGUAAUUUUUGCGUUUUCUACUAACCUACGUUCGAAUAUGUUUAAGAUAACUUUGUGAUAAACGAGUAGAUUUAAUUCGCUUGUUAGAAAAUAACGGAGAGUUUAGAAAAAUUUUCGUUGUUUUCACUUCGGUAUCCCCGUAGAAAUUUCUCGAUCGCGACACUCUAAAUACCAAAUAAGACGACGGUAAUGUUAGAAAACUGCUAUAAUUUGAAAGAGAAGAUUUGCGAAUGUAGAAAUGUUAAUAAAUUUCUUCGAUUUUACUUCCUUCAAGUUGUAUUUUCUGUGUCACAGAAACGAUUCGAAUUAAAAAAAAUCCUAUCUAAAUUUAAACAAAGAAUACUAAAGCGUUGUAUUUUUAUGGUAUUUAAAGUGUUUCAAGUUGUUCUUCGUAAAUAAAAUUUACACAACAUAAAAAUUUCUGGUUUCAUUCAUUACGCAUUACUGUUC
Molecule: messenger RNA, 1704 nt
Organism: Phyllotreta striolata
Lineage: Eukaryota; Metazoa; Arthropoda; Insecta; Coleoptera; Chrysomelidae
Source: the annotation of a GenBank genome assembly